AUGCGAGCAUAUGUAUUUGCCGCCAAGAUAUUGAAGCUCAACGACAGACUCAUUGGGUGGAGAUGCGACGACUUUCACCAAGGGCAUUUGGUGACUCUCUAUGCCCGCCUGCACGAAGAGUUCAGACGCGACCCAGGCAUUAUGCUGAGACUGGAAAAUCUUUGCUAUGGCCAGCAUAUGGCUUGGCUUUUCAGGAUGGAGGAGACCCUCAGGGAAGCCGAUAUGCCGGAACCAUGCCACGACUUUCGGAAUGAAGAGCUCUUCCCCAACUAUAUGCAAUUGCCUAUAGACGAUCCGGAUAAGGUGUCGGACCAUUUCAACAGGUAUCACAGACCAAAGAAACACUGGAUCUUCCUAGGAAGCCUCGUCGGGUUGGAUAUACCAGCGGAGAGGCUUCUGGUCCGUGACAAGCAAAAAAAGACAGUUCUUGUCAGCUUGAACAACGUUAGCAUAGAUGUGGGGGAUGCACGGGAGGUUUCCCCAUUGUCUAUCGUCCUAAUACCUUAUGCCGCGAGGACCACCUUAGAAGAUGGGAAGGAGGCUGCCACUUCCACAAAUCAAAUGAUCAAGGUAAUAUCGGGGGUGACAUUGGCCGAGAUCUUGAGGCUCAGCUGCAAGGUAAACAUCUAUUCGAACAUAAAACGAGACAUGAGAAUCUGUCACGGGUGCAACAAGCAAGUUGAAAAGGGUUCCCCGGUGCUCUCCAAGUGUGCACGAUGUGGCAUGUUUUGGUAUUGUAGCAAGGAUUGUCAGGUGGCCGGUUGGAAAAACAAAGGUCACAAAGACGACUGUAAACUUUUGGGUAUCAAGGUCAUCUAUGAUGCUUUUUGCAGGGAUCCGGAGGGAAUGAUAAACCCUAUCGGCUGGGAGUUGAGGACCAUGUUCUUCAACGCCUUGGAUUGGGCAAAGCUCACCUCAAACGCCACUGUUUCAAUUGCGGAUUUGAUCAAAAAGGUCCAGCCGAUUGGGGUCGCAUCCGAAAACCCUGCUCCAAAGGUCAAGCCUGCAAACCAAAUGAUUGACACACUUUUGGAAAAGCUUGGCGAUCUUGGGCCAGACGACUGA
Molecule: messenger RNA, 1065 nt
Organism: Clonostachys solani
Lineage: Eukaryota; Fungi; Ascomycota; Sordariomycetes; Hypocreales; Bionectriaceae
Source: the annotation of a GenBank genome assembly